Micropterus salmoides (largemouth bass) is the source of this 2019-nucleotide messenger RNA. It is a transcript of the gene cars2, whose product is annotated as cysteinyl-tRNA synthetase 2, mitochondrial. The record is from RefSeq and is a predicted model, not a curated record. Gene Ontology annotation, cellular component: cytoplasm. NCBI's taxonomy places the organism in Eukaryota, Metazoa, Chordata, Actinopteri, Centrarchiformes, Centrarchidae. Bases 81 to 1805 code for a protein of 574 amino acids. Gene Ontology annotation, biological process: cysteinyl-tRNA aminoacylation. Gene Ontology annotation, molecular function: ATP binding; cysteine-tRNA ligase activity. The transcript is spliced from 15 exons.
AAUGUGCGAGCAGCUAAGCUAAGCUAAGCUAAGCUAAGCUAGCAGUGCGGAUGCAGCUUCAUCCUGUGUGAGGUUUCACUAUGUGGAGGUGCUCAGUGAGGUCGCUGUCAAGGAAAGCAAACGUCCUCCGCGGGCUUUUCUCAGUCCAGUCAGCCAACACUGUCAAAUUCACAUCAAAUGGAUCCUGCAGCGGUGUUUCAGGGAAGAAAUGGAUAACACCCCGCGGGUUUGACACGGGUUUAAAGACUUUCAACAGCCUGACUAAACAGAAAGAGCCUCUCAUUCUGGCAAGAGAGGGAGUAGCUACCUGGUACAGCUGUGGACCCACCGUGUAUGACCAUGCCCACCUGGGCCAUGCAUGCUCUUAUGUCAGGUUUGAUAUCCUGCAGAGGAUUUUGUCCAGGCUGUUUGGAGUCACAGUCGUGCAUGCAAUGGUCAUCACUGACAUUGAUGACAAAAUUAUCAAAAGAAGUUGGGAGGAAAAUGUUUCCCCAACCAUCAUUGCCACAAUGUAUGAAGAUGAAUUCAAGAAGGAUAUGCAGUCAUUAAAGGUGAUUCCUCCUGCAGUGUAUUUAAGAGUCACUGAGAAUGUGCAUCAUAUUGUCGCGUUUAUUGAGGGAAUCAUCAGAAAUGGACACGCUUAUGCCACAAAAGAAGGUGACGUGUAUUUUGACAUCCAGUCCAUUGGCGAUCGUUACGGAAAGUUUGUGGGAGCUGUGGACUCCCAUGCGGAACCUGGCAGCGCAAAUAAACGAGACUCGAGGGAUUUUGCUCUUUGGAAGCGGUCCAAACCUCAGGAACCGUACUGGGAAUCUCCGUGGGGCAGAGGAAGACCCGGCUGGCAUAUUGAAUGCUCUACAGUUGCUAGCUCAGUGUUUGGGAGUCAGCUGGAUAUCCACUCUGGAGGUAUCGACCUGGCCUUUCCUCACCACGAGAAUGAGGUUGCUCAGAGCGAAGCCUAUCACCAGUGUGGACAGUGGGCAAACUACUUCCUCCACUCAGGGCACUUACACCUAAAAGGCAGUGCAGAGAAGAUGUCUAAAUCUUUAAAGAACUAUGUCACCAUCAAGGAUUUCUUGCAGUCUUACUCUGCCAACGAAUUCCGGAUGUUUUGUCUUUUGACCAAAUACAGAUCAGCUGUAGACUACAGUGACAGUAGCAUGUCAGAGGCUCGGACCUCCUUGGGAACCAUCUCCACCUUCAUCCAUGAGGCUCAGGCCUACAUGAAGGGCCAGCUGCAGUGUUCACCUGUACAGGAAGCUUUUCUCUGGGAGAGGUUAGCUGAGACGAAAUCCACUGUGGUGAAAGCACUCGCAGAUGACUUUGAUACCCCGCGAGCCAUUAAUGCUGUGAUGAACCUGGUUUAUCAUGGUAACUGCCAACUCCAGCCGGUUUGUAAGUCUGACGGAGUGGCUCGGAGCCCUGCAGUGUUUGGAGCGAUGGUCAGCUACAUCAGAGAUGUCUUGGAUGUGUUUGGCAUCGAUCUUCUGCACAGUAAGGAUGCUGAUGUUGCGAGUAGCUGUGGAAGUUUGGAGGGCGUCGUGGAGCAGCUGACUUGUUUCAGAAGCAAAGUUCGAGUGUUCGCACUCGCUCGUCAGGAUGGUCCAACCACCGGAUCCCCCAACAAAGCUGGACUUUACCCAGAGAGAAUCCCCCUCAUUCAAGCCUGUGACACCCUCAGAAAGGACCUGGUACCCUUGGGUGUGCUGAUAAAGGAUAGAGGAGCCAACUCGACGUGGGAGAUAACUCGGGGAAAACAGAUAGGACAGACAGUCCCGGACAAAGACCGGGAGACAUCCAGCUGAAAUCCACCUUUGCCUCUGAGACUGAUUCUUUUUUUUAGUCUUGUGGACUCAAUUAAAUGAAAAGACUUUAUGAAAAGAACAAUCCUGAUUUCGUAACAGAAACUCGCUUUAGGUCAAAUGCCUGAUGUGCCUGCCAUCAGUGUUUGAAAAUUCCUUUUUUCAUAAAGCAGAUGGUAGAUUAUAUAAUAAAAUGUCUAUUUAAGUGUUAUAAGUA